This is a messenger RNA of Nerophis ophidion (straightnose pipefish), 3660 nucleotides long. It is a transcript of the gene exoc4, whose product is annotated as exocyst complex component 4. Gene Ontology annotation, biological process: Golgi to plasma membrane transport; chemical synaptic transmission; exocytosis. The record is from RefSeq and is a predicted model, not a curated record. Gene Ontology annotation, cellular component: synapse; exocyst; growth cone membrane. The transcript has 20 exons. NCBI's taxonomy places the organism in Eukaryota, Metazoa, Chordata, Actinopteri, Syngnathiformes, Syngnathidae. The coding region runs from base 75 to 3023 and encodes 982 amino acids.
UUCAACUACAACUCCCACAAUCCUUCAGGAGCGAAACACCCGCCUUCUGCUUCCGGCCUGAGCAACUGGAAAAGAUGGCAUCUGACACAGGGCGAUACAGAGGCGCUGUCAACAAAAGCAAAGAUCCCUCCGGACUUCUCAUCUCCGUCAUAAGGACUUUGUCCAGCAGCGAUGACGUCCAGGACAGGGAGACAGAGAAAGGCCGUCUUGAGGAAGCUUUUGAAACAUGUGACCGGGAUCUUGAUGAGCUCAUCGUCCAGAAUUAUGCCGAGCUCACCACCGCCAUCAGGACGUACCAAAGCAUCACCGAGCGCAUCACCACCUCUCGUAACAAAAUUAAGCAGGUAAAGGAGAAUCUGCUGUCCUGUAAGAUGCUGCUGCACUGCAAACGGGACGAGCUGAGGAAGCUGUGGAUCGAAGGCAUCGAACACAAGCACGUCUUGCAGUUGCUGGAUGAAAUUGAGAGCAUCAAGCAAGUGCCUCAGCGCCUGGAGGCUUAUAUGGCCAGCAAGCACUACCUCCAUGCCACGGAUAUGCUGGUGUCUGCCGUGGGGUCCCUGGAGGGUCCCCUGCUGCAGGUAGAGGGUCUGAGUGACCUACGCCUGGAGCUGCACAGCAAAAAGCUCAACAUCCACCUGGUGCUCAUCGACGAGCUGCACCGCCACCUCUAUAUCAAGUCCACCAGCCGCCUGGGACUUAAGAAGGACAAGAAUGCAACGCGUCUUCUCGGCUCUGUCGGCAAAGACGCAUCAUCUCCGAUGCCGGUGUUGGACGUCAGCAACAUUUCCACACCGCGAAAACAUUUGGAUUCAUCGCAAUUCAGUACGCCAGGAUCAAGCAGCGUGCGUGAGCUUCAACAAGAUGUGCGGGAGAACCAAUUAGACUUCCCUGAGGUUGACCCAGAAGAGAACAGCGCAGAGUUCAUGGGCAUCCUUAUAAAGGCGCUGGCCAAGCUAAAGAAGAUCCCAGAGACCAUCAAAGCCAUCAUGGAGCGGCUGGAGCCUGAGCUCAAACAAAUAGCCAAAAGGUCAACCACGCAAAUAGCGGACCACGCCUACCAGAGAGGAGAAAACUUGGCUCAGGAGAGCCAACCAAGGCAGCUGCUGGAGCUGCUGGAACUCCUGUUUGACAAGUUCAAGGCGGUGGCCCAGGCCCACAGCGUGGUGCUGGCCCACCUGCAGCGGAUCGCCGUGCAGUGCCCCGGUGGCGCCCACGAGGAGGGCAUCAAGCUGUACGAGCAGGCCGACGUGUCCGCCAAGAUCCAGACGGUGCUGCAGGUGCUGCUCAUGGAGUAUCUGGACGUGAAGAACAGUCGCAGCUCCACGGCGCCAUCGGCGCAGCACGCCUACGCCAGCACGGGCAGCGAGUUUGCUGCCUUCUUUGCUAAGAAGAAGCCGCAGCGUGCAAAGCAGUCACUCUUCAAGUUUGAAUCUUCCUCCCAUGCCAUCAGCAUGAGUGCUUACCUGAGGGAGCAGAGACGAGAACUCUACAGCAAAAGCGGAGAAUUGCAAGGCGGCGCAGACGACAACCUGAUGGAAGGAGGAGAAAUGAAGUUUGUUUGCAAGCCGGGAGCGAGAAACAUCACUGUCAUCUUCCAGCCUCUGCUCAGGUUCAUCCAUGAGAUCGAGAUGAACAUGGGGGCAGGCCAGGCCAAGCAGUGCCAACUCCGCACCUUCCUGACGUACUACAUCAACGACCUUUUCCUCAACCAGGUACGAACGGAAAUUAACAAGGAUAUAGAGGCAGUGAGCAAGGCAGCCGACCCUUUGAAGAUCCUUGCCAGUGCUGAUACCAUGAAGCUUCUGGGUGUCCAGAGACCUGUUCUCCAGAGCACUGUGGUGGUGGAAAAGUCCAUCCAGGAUUUGAUGAAUCUCAUGCAGGACCUGAGCGCCUACUCCAACCAGUUCCUGGAAAUGGUCUGUGACAAGCUGAAAGAGUACAAGGAGAUCUGCAAUACGGCCUAUAGGGGAAUAGUCCAGUGCGAGGAGAAGUUGACCAUCAGUGCUUCCUGGUCCAAAGAUGAGGAUAUUAGUCGCCUGCUUCAGUCCCUCCCUAACUGGGCCAACAUGGCCCAGCCCAGACAGACUCGCCAAAAAAGAGAGGACGAAGAAGACUUUACCAGGACGGCAUUCGCCAAAGAAUCAGAGGUGCUGACAGGCAACCUUGGAGACAAGCUCAUCCCCCAGAACGAGAUCCUGCGUGACGUCAGCGACCUCAAGGCCUUGGCCAACCUCCAUGAGAGCAUGGAGUGGCUCGCCAACCGCCUAAAGAUCUUCUUCACCAGCCUGCCUCAGAGCUCCAGUAUGUCUCCGUGCUCAUCCGACAGCCAAGCGGUGGGCGACAGCGAGCGCAGCAGGGAGCAAAUAUUGCAGACCCUCAGUGACCUGUGCAGGGGAUUCCAGGACAUUGCCAACCGCUGCCUGCUGGUGUUGCACCUGGAAGUCAGGGUGCACUGCUUUCAUUACUUGAUCCCGCUGACCAAGGAGGGUAAUUACGCCAUCGUGGCCAACGUGGAGAGCAUGGACUACGACCCGCUGGUGGUCAAGCUCAACAAGGACAUCUCCGCCAUCGAGGAGGUGAUGAGCGCGGCCUUGCAGCAGCACAAGUUCCAAUACAUAUUUGAAGGUUUGGGUCAUCUGAUCUCCUGCAUCCUGAUCAACGGGGCGCAGUACUUCAAGAGGAUCAGCGAGUCGGGCAUCAAAAAGAUGUGCAGGAACAUCUUUGUCCUGCAGCAGAACCUCACCAACAUCACCAUGUCCAGAGAGGCGGACCUUGACUUUGCCAGGCAGUACUACGAGAUGCUCUACAACCCGGCGGACGAGCUGCUCAACCUGGUUGUGGAUCAGGGUGUGCGCUACACGGAGCUGGAGUACAUCAACGCCCUGUCGCUGCUGCACCGCAGCCAGACGGGCGUAGGCGACCUGAGCACGCAGAACACGCGGCUGCAGAGGCUGAAGGAGAUCGUCUGCGAGCAGGCCGCCAUCAAACAGGCCAGCAAGGACAAGAAGAUCACCACCGUAUGAUGCGGCUUUGUCGCCGCUUUAUAUUUCCCUUCAAGGACGAUCGUCUGUUCCUACCUGCAAUAAUCGAUGACACCUAAGAGUGCAGGCGAGAAAGUCAUAUGACACAUUUCAUAUCAUGUACAUGCAACUCACACAUUAGUAAUUCCCCAAUCUUGUUUACUUCACAAACUUCACAGAGGAGUACUUAACAGGGGGGUGUCGACCGGAGACUUGUCAAUACCUCAGUGGGCCCGCCGACGAGCCCCCUGAAGCUGACGCCACAAUCCAUCACAUUGACACUUUGGCCGGGAUCGAUGGGAAAACAGCUGCGGGUGCCCCCGACGGAUUUGACUAAACUUGGCAAAAGCCCUGAAAAGCUGCUGCUUCGAUAAUUCGAUACAUGGGAAACUUGAACAGAAUGUUAAUGUGCUUGUCAUGUGACACUCUGGGUUAUAAUAACAAAUGUCAGAAUUUAUAAUGGACAUAAUCCAUCAAGCACCCCUGCUUUUUUUUUCAUUCUAUAAAUACACAUUAAAACAUUUUUUUUUAAUCUACAUAUUAAUGAAUAUAUAGACCAAGUCAAUCAUGCUUACUUGUCACCUGAUUGUCCAUAAUGAACAGACAAUACACAAAUAUGAAUAAUAAAAGGUUAUUGCGA